AUGGCUUCAGCAGGCGGCCGACGAUGGCAGCAAUUUCUCCAGGAGAUGAUCAUGGUUGCGGGUACCUCCGCCUCUGCAUACUUUCUCAUACGCUACCUCCUAUCGCGCCUUGACUUCGACCCCGAGAGCCAAAAGAAGGAAGAACAACGCAAGAAGUCGGCAGCUAUCCUGCGCAGAUUAGAUGGCGGAGACGACUCAGACGAUGAAUCGUCCCGACGCGCGGGUGGUAAAAAGGGAGGCCGGCAACGGCGAGGCGAGCUCACAUUGACUCAAUACGAGCAAGCUAUCGCCAUGGACGUCGUUGCGCCAGAAGAUAUCCGGGUGUCAUUCGAAGAUAUCGGUGGUCUUGAUCAUAUCAUCGACGAACUGAAGGAAUCCGUGAUCUACCCGUUGACUAUGCCUCACCUCUACUCGUCCAGCUCCUCGCUCCUGACUGCACCUUCCGGUGUCCUCCUGUAUGGCCCGCCUGGCUGCGGAAAGACCAUGCUCGCCAAAGCGCUGGCGUCCGAGAGUGGCGCUUGCUUUAUCAACUUGCACAUUUCAACUUUGACGGAGAAGUGGUACGGUGACUCAAAUAAGCUGGUAAAUGCAGUUUUCUCCCUCGCGCGCAAGCUUCAGCCCUCCAUCGUGUUUAUUGACGAGAUUGACGCCGUUCUUGGAACCCGGCGGAGUGGAGAGCAUGAAGCAAGCGGUAUGGUGAAGGCCGAGUUCAUGACCCACUGGGAUGGUCUCACCUCGGCCAACUCCAUGGGUGAGCCACAGCGAGUCGUCGUGCUCGGCGCAACCAACCGCAUCCAGGAUAUCGAUGAGGCCAUUCUUCGACAAAUUCCCUGUUACACUUCCCCCGCCGCUCAGCGUCUCCGCAUUCUCAGCUUGAUCCUCAAGGACACCAAGGUCGAUCGGGACAACUUUGAUCUGCACUACCUAGUCAAGAACAUGGCCGGUAUGUCCGGCAGUGACAUUAAGGAAGCUUGCCGUGAUGCAGCCAUGGCUCCAGUGCGGGAAUUGAUCCGACAGAAGAAGGCCGACGGCACGCAGAUGACCGCCGUCGACCCUUCGGAGGUUCGCGGUCUUCGUACAGAAGACUUCUUCUCCCACGCCGGGGGUAUCAAGGUCAUCCCACCGCCUCGGGACAGCCAUAUUCUGGAGUCUGUCUCAACGGGCAAGGUCGUAUCCGAGAAAGACGAUGGCGAGUGGAACACCGAAGAUGAAGCCGAAGAUGGCACGGAUGCCCGUCCUUUGGUGGCUGAGCCUCCAGAAUAA
Molecule: messenger RNA, 1263 nt
Organism: Penicillium maclennaniae
Lineage: Eukaryota; Fungi; Ascomycota; Eurotiomycetes; Eurotiales; Aspergillaceae
Product: protein-degrading AAA family ATPase MSP1
Exons: 3
Coding region: 1-1263 (420 amino acids)
Cellular component (GO): mitochondrial outer membrane
Molecular function (GO): ATP hydrolysis activity; ATP binding
Source: RefSeq, a predicted model, not a curated record